UGAACUGGCGUCUCGCGAUGUGUUACUGGUUCACCUGCUCAGGUGAAAUGAAAUGAGCCUCAUGAAACCUGAACUAUAUGUUAUCCAAUCAGUCUCGACCAGGUAACCGGAGAGGAAGCAAUUUCUAACCCGUCCGUCGCUCGUUCGUUCGUUCGUUCCGUGUGGAAGCCUUCCAGUCUUGUGCCUUAAAGUUUAACGUGUUUAUGUGCCUAUUUUUGUUUUCUUUUUUACAUUUUUAACAACAUCGAUCAGUGCAGAUCGAUCGUGUUUUUGUCGUCAUUCGUCAUCGUUAUUUGAGCGUUUCGUUGUCGCCGCAUUUGUAUAGAUAGAUAGAUACGCGAAACGUGUUUACUCGUACGUACUUGUACAAAAAAUGUCCGCGUGAGAUACUUUUUUGCUAUCCGCAUUUUUUGAGUCGCGGCUUCGUAGGUGCACACCGCGCAAUGAAAACAAGCCGAUCUUCAAUGAAUUUGAAUAAUUUAUCUGAAAGAUACAAAUAUUGAUAGAAAAUAGAUAUUGUGCCCUGAUGGUGCCAAUGAGUGGAAAUUGAAUUAUUGAGAUACCUACCAACAAAAAUUAUAUUUUCCAUAUCAGUGCAAUGUUUUUGAGUGCGAUUUGAAUGUUUCCAAGAAAAGAGUGUUGAUUUGUUUGUUUCGAUUUAGAAGGAGGUCCUUGUCAAAAAAAAAAAAUGGCGAGUUCUGUUACGAAUGAAUGUUAAGAUACAAAAGUAUCUAUUGUGCGUAAAAGAAAAUAAUAUACACAAUUCAGAAUGUUAAGAAUCGUGAUGAUUUCUAUCAAACUGUUGUGAUCUUCAUUUAAACUGGAUAAUUGUUUCCUAACUUGUUAAUUCAAAAAUCCUUCCUCCCUGGGAUCUUCAGAGUGUGCGAGUAAAAGAGUUAGAAAGACUCAUUUCAUUCAUCUUAUAAGAACAACCGAUUGAAUCAGCUGCUGCUAAAUGCAUACGGAUAUCAUUAUCGGCGAUCAAAUUGUGCCAUCCGCUAAUUUUUGGGUAAUGCAGUCCCCAGAAUUGGAUUAUCGGCAUGAGCUGAUGGGACGUUUGCAUAAAAUCGAGCCUGACGUUGAACUAGAAGUCUUACCUCACCACCACCAUCAUCAUCACGAUCAAAGCAAUCAUCAUCUGCAUCACCAACAACAACACCAACACCACCACGACCAACAUCACCACCAACAUCAGUCAAGUCAACAACAACAACAGCAGCAACAUCACCAGCACACACAACAACAACAACCAAACCAUAGCAUAGAUAAUCCGUCCAGCUCACCUAGUAAUUCAAGUUCCGGCUAUGGUUGCGCAUAUGCGAGCAGCCAAUGCUACGAUGGUGGCUACUCCACCGGGAAGGAGUAUUUAUUUGAAACCAAAAAUAAAGAGGCUCUCUGCACACCUUCUUCAGAAAUAGAUGAUCCGUUCUUGCGACCACCACUUUGGGAAGAUAUUGCCAGCUCAAUACAAAACAUCGAUCCAGAGAAUGCGGUGAUGUUGGGCGCCAAUGCAAUGGCUCAGGUUAAAAUGGAAAAUGUCGAAGAUCCCCUACUCGAAACCCUCUCCACACCGUUGCUCAGUCCGCUGGAGAUCAAAACCGAAAAACACCCAAAUCACCAUGCGCAACAUCACUUGCACCAACAUCAUCACCUGCAUCAGCAUCAUCCGAGCUUAGGAACCGGAAGUGGGAGUAGUGGAACAAAUACUGGUACUGGAACAGAAUGUGAUACCCUUACCCAACUCUCUAUAAUCCAUGGACCCAUGCACCACCCACAAUUGCAUCAACAAAUGCAGCAUCCACACCACCAUCAGCAUCAGCACCACCAGCAGCAGCAGCAACAACAACAACAACAACAUCAGCAACAUCCAAAUAGCAAUAGCAAUAGUCCUAGCCACAAUCGAAGCAGUAGCUCUAGUAGUAAUAGCAAUAAUAACAAUGAUAGUUUAGUCCAUAACAAUAAUAAUAAUACCAACAACAAUGGAAGUAGUAAUAAUAGCAGUAGUUCGAGCAAUGGCAAUAGCGAUAAUGGCUCAUAUCUAUUAACUGCAUCCAGCUAUCCCCCACCACCGCCGCCACCGCAUUUAAAUAGCUAUUUAGGCGGUGGCAAUGUGAAUGCUAAUGUAGGCCAACAUCAUCAAAUGCCACCGCAAACUAAUAGUACAUGCAACAACAACAACAACAACAGCAAUACAACUAACAAUAAUAAUACCAGCACCAAUAACAACAACAUUAGCAAUAGCAGCAAUGCCAACAACAACAACAACAUCUCAAACAAUGGAGGUGGCUACGCUUAUAAUUGGCAGAGUCACACACAGCCUUCCUACCACAACAAGUAUCCAGUGCAAAAUGCAGCCAUUGUGCCAGCCGCUAACCUCUGCCCGCCACCACCAAUGUCAAGACUCAUGUAUGUGCCACCGCUUACACCACCCAGUUCUGAUCCAGGAAGUCCGGGUAGUUCGUUGGUGUCAAACAGACGUGCCACACCACCACCGCCAUAUCAACACCAACAGCAGCAGCAGCAGCAACAACAACAGCAACAACAAGGACAUCCACUUGCCAGCGUUAGUGGUCCUACCAUUAUUGCUGUGCAUUCAUCUAAUGGCUCAAAUUCCGCCCAUUCCCAUCACCUCAGCCCACCUAUUGGCCCGCCUAACAGUCGGACGCUUACAACUCUCACUUCGAGCAAUAAUUCAUCGAACAUUCAACAGAAUACUCCUGCACAUCUGGCGAACAUCAUUUCGCCAUCGAUAAGGGCAGUUCGUUAUAAUCGAAGGAACAAUCCAGAGUUGGAAAAGCGACGGAUACAUCACUGCGAUUUUUUAGGUUGUACAAAAGUCUAUACCAAAAGCUCACACCUGAAAGCCCAUCAAAGAAUUCACACAGGUGAAAAGCCAUAUACCUGCCAAUGGCCUGAGUGUGAAUGGCGGUUUGCCCGCUCUGAUGAAUUAACCCGCCAUUAUCGCAAGCACACCGGUGCAAAACCAUUCAAAUGUAUUGUUUGUGAAAGAAGCUUUGCAAGAAGUGAUCAUCUCGCAUUGCAUAUGAAGCGCCAUCUACCGAAAAACAAAUAAAACUGCUUAACACAGCAGAAUUCUUGUAAUGCAACUGCAAAAACAACAACAAAAAAUUUAUUAAAACUAACAAAUCCAACAGCAAGCAAAACAUCCAAAGGACUUUAGUUAUAUAAGAGCAUAAAAUUACUAUUAAAUUUAAACAAAAAAAGUUAAAAUUUUAAUUUUUAAAGAAAAACAAAAAUCGUAAUUAAUAGGAAACAAAUCAAAAGAAAGUGUGUACUAUAGAAUGUAGUGUUAAAUAUGCGUAGUAUUUCUUAUUUGAUAUUAUUUAAUAAUUUUAAUAAUUAAGUUCUCUCUCACUGCAGUUAUGGUUGUUAUUAUUAUUUCUAUUUUAGUUUUGUACCUAUAUCCACUUAAAAUCCGUUUUGCAUAUAAUUUUAAAUUAAGAUGCCGAAUGUACUAUGAAGUUUAUAAGUAAGAUAUUUUUCUAUUUUUAAAGUUUUUUUUUUUAUUAUUGGAAUUCGAAAAAUUUAAAUGUGCUGGCACAUUUUGAAUAAUAAAUUUAUUUUUAUCCGUCACUGUCUCAUAGCAGAGUGUGUUCUCCGAUUCAAUUUUAUUUGUUAUUAUUUUUUUUUUUCGUUUUGUGUCUGUUGUGUAUUUUUUAUCCUAUAACAUUUUAAUAAACAAAUGAGGAAACUAAUUAAUUCCACCCACACAAAUUGACAUUAUUCUCGCCAGCCGCAGCCGUGAUUUUUUAUUACAUAAGACCAAUAUAAGCUUUUAAUGAUAAUCUAAAAAAUAUGUUAAACACUUGUUUGUGAUCAAGAUAAAUGUUUUAGAUUCCAUAAAUUGUGCCGGAUGAUAUUUUUCCAAAUAGAUAAAACAGCGACACGGGGUAGUGCAAGGCUUUCGGAAUUUUGUUUUUGUAGUUUUCAAUUAAAUACGAAAUUACUAAUGCAUUUCUUCUAUAAUUUACUUGUGUUCUUUAAUUAACAUAUAUUCAAUUGUUUGAUAUCAGACCAGUUUGUUAUGCAUUAAGUUUUUGUACAGAUAAAGGCAAUGUUUUGUUCUUUAAAUGAAGAAAAAACAAUAGGUUUUGAAUGAAGUUGUAAUUCUUUACAUAAGCAUAAAGGCGCCUGCUGAGUUAGAAGAGUUGGAUUGUUUGUUCUUGUGCUUCUUUUAAUUUGCUCCCCUCCAGGUUUUGAAUUCAAUGGAAAUGAAAAGUAAUUAAGUUUCGCAGUUUAUUUAAUUCUUUUGUGUAGGAAGGAAUAUUUUCAAUUUUAAUAAAUACUUUCAAAGAAUUUUAGAAUACAAAUUUUGUGGUCAAGCUUUAACACUGAAUUCCUCGUAAAUUUAAUUAAAAUUGUUAGACUGUUAAUAGUGAAU
Molecule: messenger RNA, 4402 nt
Organism: Eupeodes corollae
Lineage: Eukaryota; Metazoa; Arthropoda; Insecta; Diptera; Syrphidae
Product: dendritic arbor reduction protein 1-like
Exons: 6
Coding region: 956-3073 (705 amino acids)
Biological process (GO): regulation of transcription by RNA polymerase II
Molecular function (GO): RNA polymerase II cis-regulatory region sequence-specific DNA binding; DNA-binding transcription factor activity, RNA polymerase II-specific
Source: RefSeq, a predicted model, not a curated record